Megachile rotundata (alfalfa leafcutting bee) is the source of this 1312-nucleotide messenger RNA. Its product is annotated as semaphorin-1A-like. NCBI's taxonomy places the organism in Eukaryota, Metazoa, Arthropoda, Insecta, Hymenoptera, Megachilidae. Gene Ontology annotation, biological process: positive regulation of cell migration; neural crest cell migration; P450-containing electron transport chain. Gene Ontology annotation, cellular component: plasma membrane. The record is from RefSeq and is a predicted model, not a curated record. Gene Ontology annotation, molecular function: chemorepellent activity; semaphorin receptor binding; 2 iron, 2 sulfur cluster binding.
AGUCAACGAGCGACGUCACGGAAGGUGUUUACGCCGGCGAGCGUGCCCGGUUGGUUUAUGGGGUGUUUACGACCCCCGUGAACUCGAUCGGUGGCUCGGCCGUUUGCGCGUUCUCGAUGAAGAACGUCCUCGAAGUCUUCCAGGGUGCGUUCAAAGAACAGGAGACCAUCAACAGCAAUUGGCUAAGGGUACUAUCGAAAAAUGUACCGGAACCCAGACCUGGUGCAUGCGUGAAAGACUCCAGAACACUUCCGGACGCGACAGUCAAUUUCGUUAAGGCGCAUCCACUCAUGGACGAUGCUGUUCAGUCCUUUUUCGCGUUGCCUGUCGUCACCAAAGUCAGCUUCAAUUACAGAUUUACAAAGGUGGCAGUGGAUCCUCAAGUAAAAGCGUUGGAUGGCAAGGCCUACGACAUCCUGUACGUAGGAACAGACGACGGCCGGGUUUUGAAAGCGCUCAACACUCGCGCACCAGAUUCUCUCAGCAAUGUCGGCCAGGUUAUCGUCAGCGACGUUCAAGUACUGAAAUACGGACAAGCGAUUAAGGACCUGCUGGUCGUUCACCUGGCCGGCGAGGCGAGCAAAUUGGUCGUGUUUGCUGACUCCGAAAUCCGUGCUGUUCCUCUUCAUCACUGCGAUGCCCCGGCAGCGGCCACCUGUGCGUCUUGCGUGGCUCUUCAGGAUCCGCACUGUGCAUGGGACGCCAUUAAGAACCUCUGUGUAGCCGUGUCAACGAAACUGCACGACAGCGACGCCGACAAAACCCUGUUCCAGGACAUUUUGAACGGGAAACACAAGGGCUGCGGCUACGAGCAAGAGAUGGCGAAGCCCGUGCAACCAGCGGUUCUGCACGAAAACGGUCGGGGCGAGCAGCCCGAUGAACGGGACAAUGAAAUCGUCAUCGAGCUGGAUCGAGAAAAUCAGUACGGUCGUACGCAGCCACGAGCUAACGAGCCUCAAGACGUGAUCGCUACACCGGUGGUGUACUCGGCCCAGACGUUGACCGGUGCGCUGAUAGGAACCUGCUUCUUCUCUCUGGUGGCCGGAUUCGCUUCCGGUUUCUGGUUCUCGCAGAGGUUACGAGGUGCCCCUUACCCGGAGCCGUCCGAGCAACGUCAACAGCUGAAUCGACUGACCGAGAGCUCCGAGUCCCCGGGCUUCAACAACAAGUCCAUCAACCUGGUGUUGAACGUGCCUCCUAAGAACCCUAACGGGAAGAACGCAAACUCCUCGGCGGAGAACAAGCCGGUGCAGAAGGUGAAGAAGACGUACAUAUGAUAUAGACGACGACAUAGGGCCGUCUGAGGCUUGCC